UUAGCUUUUCUCGUAAGAUCAAAUUUUCAUUCGAAUAUAAGUAAAUCCUUUAUAAAUAGAAAACAUAAAAAUAUAUAUAUUCCCGAACAAUAUUUUAUACAAUAGAAGCCACAAGAACUCGCAAUUUCAAAAUUGUCCUACAAAAAUAUGUCAAGGAACUCGCUGCUGGCCCUAACCGCCGGCACAGCCGGUGCACUGCUCCUCGGCUAUUGUAUAUAUUACGAUCGAAAGCGUCGCUCCGAUCCCAAUUACAAGAAGAAGGUGCACGAGCGUCGCCAAAAGACAAACCCGUUGCCGUUCGUCUGCGAUUACCGAGGCGAGUCGACAAGCGACGAUACAUUUGAGCUCAACGAUCAUGAGGUUGUGCAGCAUUAUUUCCAGAAUGAGAUCAAAAUGGCUGAGGAUCUAUUUAGGCAGGCCAAAUUGGAUGCGGGCCUGGUGCAUCUGGCCAAUGCCAUAAUGGUCUGUGCCCAGCCAGUGGCCCUUCUGGAGGCCAUGAAAGUGGCAUUGCCCGAUCGCAUCUUCAACCUGCUGCUGACAAAGCUACCUGAUCUGCAGUUGCCCAAUCCCCUUGGCGAGACCACGGGCGUAGAUCUCGCGCUCGACUGACGCUCGAUCAAUCUCCAACUUUUGAUUUUUGUAGUUAGUUAGAAAAAACGAUGAAAAGCCCAGCCAAAAACACAAACCAACCAAAAAACAAACAAAUUUGCUUGUACAGCGUUUCCGGCAAAAAACAAAAAUCGGCAUUUUUGUUAUAGCUAUUUUCUUUGGUCCAACCUCUCCCCCCCCAAAGCUAGAAAUGGGCGUCGAUCGAACAAUCGAUGCAAACUCAAGCUCACACUUUGACUUUCUGCGAUUAGUUGCAAUAAAUAGUAAAGAACCGCAAACAAA
Molecule: messenger RNA, 891 nt
Organism: Drosophila montana
Lineage: Eukaryota; Metazoa; Arthropoda; Insecta; Diptera; Drosophilidae
Product: mitochondrial import receptor subunit TOM20 homolog
Exons: 1
Coding region: 148-609 (153 amino acids)
Biological process (GO): intracellular protein transport; protein targeting; tRNA import into mitochondrion
Cellular component (GO): mitochondrial outer membrane; mitochondrial outer membrane translocase complex
Molecular function (GO): transmembrane protein transporter activity
Source: RefSeq, a predicted model, not a curated record